GGCAUGUGGGGCCCAUUUGGAGAGUGACUGAACUGAGAGAAAAGGACCGCGUUUUCUUGCAGAUACGACGUCGUAGAGGUUGAUGAUAAGCUUGAGUCUCCGGUAGUGUGCUGUGAGUUUGUCGAGAUUCGGGUCGCGGGUCCGGUUUUCCAAGCGGGUUUGGGCAGUGUUUGCCGGUUUCUUCCACCGGAUUUGAGUUGUGGAAUUGAAAGGGCCAAAUGAAAGUGGAGUGCUUGAUGGUAUAUUCACCAGCUUCUUCCACCGGAGUUGUAAAGUUGUCAUUUCUCUGUCACACGAUGUGGCCGGUGCAGAGAAAAGAAGUAAUUUUUUUUAUAUCCAAACUCGAAAACCCAAUUUUUAAAUAGGGCAAAAAAAGGUCAAAUUGUAUCUCUAUUAAGACCAUUUUUGACACUUUCUGGCUUAGCACUUGCAGAAAAGAAACCCCAAAACUGGAGAGAUGGCUCUACUGUUCACCAUCAUGACUCCUCCCGCUACUCGUCUCUCUUGUCAUUCAUCUUCAACUUCUUCAGUGUUUGCUCACUCAUUCUCCAGGUUUUGCAACGAUCCCAUUGCUUUGCAAGCAAAGUCACAUAUCAGUUACUAUAUUCGAGCACCCUUUAUCUUAAAAGAGAGGUGUGUUUUGAUUGCUGAGGCAGCAUCUGAUAUUGAUAGCGGGGAUUCUGAUAAUCUGGAGAGUGAUGAGGAAAGCUUGUCUUUUGAUAACCUGCCAUUGGAGUCUAAGCUUCAGCUGAAGCUUGAACAGAAGAUGAAAAUGAAGUUGGCAAAGAACAUUAGAUUACGAAGGAAGAAACUUGUCAGGAAGCGCCGCCUUAGGAAGAAGGGGAGAUGGCCACCUUCAAAGUUGAAGAAGAACAAGAAUGUGUAGUCUUUACCACACAAUUCACCUUUUUGUAACCUUGACAUCAAUGUCUUCAACUUGUAGAUAUACAACCAAGGAUUAAUUAGCUUCUGCUUUUUUUAUGGUAUAGAUUUGGUACUGUUAAGAGUUUCUACUUGUUUUAGUUGAUACUUAGUAGAGAAGGCUCUUUUGUGUUACUGGAACUUUUCUUUGUUUGCUUUCGCUCA
Solanum pennellii is the source of this 1086-nucleotide messenger RNA. Its product is annotated as 50S ribosomal protein 5 alpha, chloroplastic. The record is from RefSeq and is a predicted model, not a curated record. The coding region runs from base 458 to 886 and encodes 142 amino acids. The transcript has 2 exons. Lineage: Eukaryota; Viridiplantae; Streptophyta; Magnoliopsida; Solanales; Solanaceae.